This is a messenger RNA of Scomber japonicus (chub mackerel), 901 nucleotides long. RefSeq names its product fibronectin type III domain-containing protein 9. The transcript has a single exon. The coding region runs from base 206 to 862 and encodes 218 amino acids. Gene Ontology annotation, molecular function: protein binding. NCBI's taxonomy places the organism in Eukaryota, Metazoa, Chordata, Actinopteri, Scombriformes, Scombridae. The record is from RefSeq and is a predicted model, not a curated record.
CUUAAAACGCCUCGGUGGAAAUAAGCACAAAAAAAAAGAGUUGUGCUUAAAAUGAUCUUUUCUGUGUGUCUGACUCUGCAUCUAUGUGUUAUCUCUCUUUCCAGCCCAGUUUACAUUGUGAGCACACAAAGACUGAAAUAAUUGUGGGAACGCUUCCCUCAGUAUAACACACCUCCAGAAGCAGACAGACACACAAACAGACAUCAUGGGGAUUGCGGUCUACAAUAUCUCCUCCACUUCUGCCAGAGUGAGCUGGCCGUCGUCUCCUGGCUGCCUGGACACCUUCUACAGCGUCAUGUACGACCCCAACUGGAACAGUCUGCUGAUGGGCUACAAGCGCAAGACUUUCAUGCACGAGGAACGCAUCCCCGUCAGUCAGACCAGCACGCACCUGGCCAACCUCCUCCCUCAGACCGCCUACUUCUUGUGCGUGACAUGUCAGGCUGCCAAUCCGGUUCGGGACCAGUGCCAGGUGUUCAGCACUCUGACCGAGAGCAACGACGGUCACGACAGGGCCGGCUGGGAGCUCGCAAUGGGUGUCUGGCUGACCUGUUGCAUCUUGCUCCUGGUCAUCGCUGGCAUCCUGUUGUGGGGAUGUCUCCACAACACCUGCUCCAUCGCCAGCCAGGCUGCCGACAGCUGCAACACGGCGACCAACGCGGCCCGCCAAGACACCUCUGGAUCCAGACAGCUCUACACUCCCAGUGGCAGCAGCAGUGGCGGCAGCUGUGGCAACAGCGGCGCCAAACACGCCGCCAUCAUGCAAACGCCGCUCCUCUCAGUGCAGACCACCGGCCACAUCAUUACCAAGGACCAUGAACUGAGAACGCUUGCUAAGCUCUCUGGCAGCGAGCCAGUAUGAAUCAACUGGAUUGAGGUCAUCAUCACAGUAUUGUUGUGC